Molecule: messenger RNA, 1025 nt
Organism: Ceutorhynchus assimilis (cabbage seed weevil)
Lineage: Eukaryota; Metazoa; Arthropoda; Insecta; Coleoptera; Curculionidae
Source: the annotation of a GenBank genome assembly
CAAGAAAUCAAGAGCGAAAGCACAACGCGGAUGACAUUGAAUUGGAAAGCGAAUACGAAAAUUCGUUUCGGGUGUUUUUGUGUAUAGUUUUCGUGUGAUUAUAUACCUAUAAAGCAUAGGAUCAAGAACCAUUAUAAUGAAACAGAUUCUGUGGACGUCAGUAGCCGUCCUGGUGUGCCUUGUUUUCGCUGGAACCGAGUGCCGGACGUUGGAAAAACGGGACGCCGAUCCCAGCAUAGAUCCUCACGGUUCACAUGAAUAUAAUGACGAUCAGUUUAGGGACAAGCGAAAAAUCGAGGCAGUGGUCGGAGUUAAAAACGCUAUUUUAGGCUUCGUUUUUGACAAAAUCAAUAAGUUUAUCGACCAAAAAACCGCUUGGGUGGACCAGCUGGACAAGCAAAACAUCGCCAAAAACAAGGCGCACCACAUUGAACCUCCAAGCGAUCCAGUUGUAUCUCUUUCCAGCAUCCUGUCCAGUGCGAUUGGUUCCAAAUUGGAAGCCGCUGCUCCAUUGUUGAACAUUAGACAACGUCGCUCUCCUAAAUCGGCCCUUUACGGUUUCGCUUGGGACCGAACAACAACCCCCAAGGGCCCAACAACCACCGAAGAUGUGGUCCUUUUCACCCCAGGCAAACCGGUAUCUCUAGAACUACCAGGCGAAUUAUUCGGUUCUUCAUUUACUUUGGUUACCAACUUGUCUACUACAGUGGGCGAUUACAUGGUGAACUCAGCCAUAAGACUACAAAGGUUGUUGGAAUCAAUGCGGCCCUUUCUAAGGUUCGUUUUUGGUGCUAAAGGAAUUGUAAUCGAAGGACCUACAGAUAAGCCAAUAUUCUCGGACCCAAAUGAAGUAAAAGAUAAUAAUUUGUAAUGCAAUACUUAGGAAUUUAACUUGAUUACCCAAUAUAUGCAUACCGAAUGGGUAAUGAACGGCCGCAUGAACGCACACAUGUUCGAAUUAUGUAUACCUACACUUUUAGCUAAUUUCCAAAGAUAGAAAUUUUGUUAAUUAAUUAAAAAUUUGU